UGAGCGGUAGGGAAGCGCAGGGGCGGCCUCUAGGUGUUGCCGUUGGCGCCGCUGCCACCACCACCACAGCCACUGCCGCCGCCGCCGCCGCCGCCACCGCCGCCGCUGUCACCGCCGUCACCGCCGCCUCGUAACCCGGGCCUGGGGGGCGGUGGGGCCGCGCAUGGAGCCCCCGCCCCCCGGAGCUGCCAACACCGCCGCUGCCCUCCGCACAGAUUCAGAAACAGACUCAGAGAGGUUGAGUAACUUACUCAAAGUCACACAGCUAGAGCAGGGCCGAGGAGUAUGAGGCUGAAGACCCAGAGAGAAGAACAGCUUUACAAGGACAGACAGGUUAUUCAGUGCAUUGGAUCACAAGAGGAAGAAUUAAUUCUGCCUGGAAGAUAAUGGAACUUCAUGAUUGUGUGAUAAAGGGUUCAUCGUAGGGCAGGGAGAAAGGAGUCACACUGAACUCUUAGUGCCUCUGAAGCAAGCAGGCCUUCGAAUAAACUCAGUGAGAGCUCCGAUGCCAGGACUCUCUACUCUGGACACUCCAUGGCGUUGUGGCUUGUAUAAUUGCCUAAAAUUGUGUCUGCUGAAUGAACUUUGAAACAGCUCAGACAUAAGAGGAUCAUACUCGCCCUGCUGGUGUUGCUCAGUGGUUAAGCAUCGACCAGUGAGUGAACCAAGAUCAUUUUCCGGUACCCCUGGGAUGGCGUGAGCACUCCCCCCGUGAUGGACCCCUCUGUGACGCUGUGGCAGUUUCUGCUGCAGCUGUUGAGAGAACAAGGCAACGGCCACAUUAUCUCCUGGACCUCACGGGAUGGCGGUGAGUUCAAGCUGGUGGAUGCUGAGGAGGUGGCCCGGCUGUGGGGACUGCGCAAGAACAAGACCAACAUGAAUUAUGACAAGCUCAGCCGGGCUUUGCGGUACUACUAUGAUAAGAACAUCAUCCGCAAAGUGAGUGGCCAGAAGUUCGUCUACAAGUUUGUGUCCUAUCCCGAGGUCGCAGGGUGCUCCACUGAGGACUGUUCGCCCCAGCCUGAGGUGUCUGUCACCUCCACUGUGGCAAAUGUGGCCCCCGCUGCUGCACAUGCUGUCCCCGGGGACACUGCCUCUGGGAAGCCAGGCACACCCAAGGGUGCAGGAAUGGCAGGCCCAGGUGCCUUGGCUCGAAGCAGCCGGAAUGAGUACAUGCGCUCAGGCCUCUAUUCCACCUUCACCAUCCAGUCCCUGCAGCCACAGCUACCGCUGCCCCUGCAUCCGAGGUCCAUCUCAGUGCUUUCCAACACCGCCCCAGCAGGAGCCGCAGCGCCCCCCUCGGGGAGCAGGAGCACCAGUCCAAGCCCAUUGGAGGCCUGCCUAGAGGCUGAGGAAGCUGGCCUACCUCUGCAGGUCAUUCUGACCCCGCCUGAGGCCCUGAACCUUAAAUCAGAAGAAGCGAAUGUGGAGCCCUGCUUGGGUCGGCCACAGCCCCCAGAAGUGAAAGUGGAAGAGCCGGAGGAAGAGCCCCACACCGCAGCCAGUGGGGAGGCGGCGGGGUAUGCACCGGAAGCCCCGAGGGCCGGGCGGGAAGUCCCUCCUGCAGAGGGCGCAUCUGCCCGGCAUCCUGCGGUUGUUAUGGAGACUGCAGGGCCGGUAGGCGGCAUCGGGGCGUCCACAGCUUCCUGCACGGAGAGCGCCCAGCCUCAGAAGGGCCGCAAGCCCCGGGACCUGGAGCUCCCACUCAGCCCUAGCCUGCUAGGUGGGCCAGGGCCCGAACGGACUCCAGGAUCGGCCACUGGCUCGGGUCUGCAGGCACCCGGGCCAGCGCUGACGCCAUCCCUGCUGCCUACGCACACAUUGACCCCGGUGCUGCUGACGCCCAGCUCGCUGCCCCCCAGCAUUCACUUCUGGAGCACCCUGAGUCCCAUUGUACCCCGUAGCCCGGCCAAGCUCUCCUUCCAGUUUCCAUCCAGUGGCAGCGCCCAGGUGCACAUCCCCUCCAUCAGCGUGGAUGGCCUCUCAACCCCCGUGGUGCUCUCCCCAGGGCCCCAGAAGCCAUGACUACCACCGCCACCACCGCCACCACCCCUUACUGGGGUGACUUAUGCCCUGAACUUCUCUCCAGCCAGCCGUCUCAAGGAGAAACAUAGCUCAGCUGACAGACUUGUGCUGAGGUCAGGGUGGGGUGGGGAUUUUUAGGAAGAAGGAUGUCUCAAUGAUUCUUCCACAGAAAACAUAGUUUCUCUCUUCUUGGUCAGUCCCCCAGUGGCCGCCCUUACACGUCUCCUACCGCAGUGGUCGGGGGGGCGGUUUAUUUAUUUAUUUUUUGAAGGCCACUGGGAGGAGCCUGGCCCAACUUUUUUGGGGGGGAGUGGUGAGGACAUCUCCCCCAGCUCCACAUUUUCUCCCAAGAUGAGACAAUCAGGGUCUGGCUUGAGAAGGACCUUUCUUUAUUUAUUUCUCAGCCUGCCCUUGGGAAGCUGAGGGAGCCCUGUCUCCAUUUUGGGGUGUGGGUAGAAGAGCUAGCUUAUUGCGGUUUCUUAUUUCUAGCUAUCCCCAAGGGUCCAGGAAGAAUUUGUGCCAUUAAAUGGUUUGGGAGUCUUGACCAAGUCAGACUCACACCCUUGGGAGAGGGAUCCCCACCCCCAGCCUUUUUCUCAGACAGCCUGUCCUUUGUCGGCCACCUUUUUGGCUGGGGGCAAAUGCCCCUUUUCUUCUGUCCCUGAGAAGCCAUUCCUGUGUCUGCCAAAUUCCUGGGGUCCUGCCUCUUACCUCCCAAUGGAGGGUUUUUUUGUGGGAGUGGUCCCCGUCUGGGGGACCCCUCCAGCCAGUACUCCAGGUCUUCCUGUCUCCCACCCUCUGCCAUUUUGAUAGUAUAAUCUAUUUUUAAACUGGGCUUUUAGACGGGGAGAGGAGGCAUCUCUUCCUAUAUCUGAGAUGGGGUGGGUGGGAAGGAAGGGAUUUUGGGGGGGAAUCUUCCUGCCGCCCCCAAGUGUUUAUUUUUGAUACCACAUGUGUAUUUUCAGCUCCCUCCCUCCCAGCCCCCCAAUUUCCUGCGGGCGGGUACAAAGGACCCUUUAAGUGUCCCUGGAGUUGGGAGGGAGGAAUAGGAGGGCAUAAAGCCUGUCCUGUCUGAAUUCCAGGCUGGAGAGGGUGGGUUCAGAGGACUCCUGCGCUCACCGCCUGUCAGCACCGGCCCAGCCCAGGCCUGGGGCCCUGGGGGGUGGUGAUUUGGGGGACGGUGCUACGCCUGUCUCCACUGUUUGUUUUACUUCCCCCCAAAUGGCUUUUUUUUCUAAGAGUACCAGAGAAUGGGGAAUUGUUCCUGUAAAUAUAUAUUUUUAAAGGUGA
Molecule: messenger RNA, 3315 nt
Organism: Myotis myotis
Lineage: Eukaryota; Metazoa; Chordata; Mammalia; Chiroptera; Vespertilionidae
Gene: ELK1
Product: ETS transcription factor ELK1
Exons: 8
Coding region: 715-2025 (436 amino acids)
Biological process (GO): cell differentiation; regulation of transcription by RNA polymerase II
Cellular component (GO): nucleus
Molecular function (GO): sequence-specific DNA binding; DNA-binding transcription factor activity, RNA polymerase II-specific
Source: RefSeq, a predicted model, not a curated record